Messenger RNA from Schizosaccharomyces cryophilus OY26, 2086 nucleotides. RefSeq names its product ferrochelatase. The transcript has 3 exons. Bases 423 to 1652 code for a protein of 409 amino acids. The record is from RefSeq and is a predicted model, not a curated record. Gene Ontology annotation, biological process: heme biosynthetic process. Lineage: Eukaryota; Fungi; Ascomycota; Schizosaccharomycetes; Schizosaccharomycetales; Schizosaccharomycetaceae. Gene Ontology annotation, molecular function: protoporphyrin ferrochelatase activity.
UUUAAUUCAGGCUUUCUUGAUAAAAUCGCAUUAUUGAUUUUAAUAUGUUAGGUUAAUCGUACUAACGAAAGUGUUCAAAGAUAUAGUGAAUUGGCAAACACAUAUAAUACAUGUUCUAGCAUAAUGACCUUUCACAAUGAAGAAGAUUUUGUUUCAUUCAAUUAAUAUUCUACAUAAAAUAAGUUGGAUUGCAAUCGCUUGGUAAUGGAGCGAAAAAGUUACCGCCCCAGAAGAGUCGUUGGUUUUCCUCUUACAAAUAAUUAUUUGUCAGAAGAGCUAAAAAUAACAGCACCGAUUAUACAAAAUUUUGCCUUCUUAUUCUCCUCAUCCAAUUUGAGAAAUUUUUCAACUGAGAAAGUUCUCAAAGGUAAACUCAUAGAAAGUAAAACAACCUGACCGCUUUUCACCAGACGAUUCAGAAAAUGAUUCGAUUUCCGUUUGCACGAUGUCCCGUUAUAAGGCCAAGAUUUUUUCCACUAAGUUUCCACUCUGGCUUCCAGAAUCCAUCGUCGCUUGCAAGGAUGGCUUCUUCGUUGGCAACGAAAACAGCAGAACCUAUCGGGUCUCAGGACGGUGCUUCCAAAAAAGGGCCAACCGCUAUUGUCAUGCUAAAUAUGGGUGGACCAUCGAAUUUAGAUGAGGUUGGACCUUUCUUGCAAAGACUCUUUGCUGAUGGUGAUAUUAUUCCACUAGGCUACUUUCAAAACUCACUUGGAAAAUUCAUUGCUAAGAGAAGGACUCCCGCUGUUCGAGAGCAUUACAAAGAAAUUGGAGGUGGAAGUCCAAUCCUGCAUUGGACUGAAUAUCAAGGAAAAGAAAUUUGUAAAAUCCUAGAUGAAACCUCUCCUCAAUCGGCUCCUCAUGUUCCAUUCGUGGCUUUUCGUUAUGCCCCUCCUUUGACAGAAGAAAUGCUAAAAGAACUGAAAGAGUCCAAAAUCAAGCGUGCGGUUGCCUUUAGUCAGUAUCCUCAAUGGUCUUGUUCGACGAGUGGUGCUUCUCUGAAUGAACUUCGAAAACAGCUUCUUGAAAUGAAUAUGGAACAAGAUGUUGAGUGGUCUGUUUUGGAUCGUUGGUCCUUACAGGAAGGUUUAUUAGACGCUUUUGCGGAGAAUAUUCAAAAAACUUUAGAGACCUAUCCUAAGGAAGAACGGGAUAACGCUGUCAUUAUAUUCAGCGCUCAUUCAUUACCCAUGUCUCAAGUCUCUAAAGGAGAUCCAUACGUGAAUGAGAUCGCCGCUACUACUUACGGCGUGAUGCAAAAACUAGGAUUCAAGAACAGAUUUAUAAACUCCUGGCAGUCCAAAGUUGGUCCUAUUCCUUGGAUGUCUCCUUCCACGGAAGACGUGAUUCAACAACUUGGAAAACAAGGCCACAAGAACAUGAUUUUAGUUCCUGUCGCAUUUACCUCAGACCAUAUUGAAACCCUAAAGGAACUCGAAGAUUACAUUGAGGAUGCCAAGAGCAAAGGCAUCAUGGGAGUUAAGCGCGCACCCAGUAUUAACGAUAAUCCCAUCGCUAUUAGAGGAAUGGCCGAUUUAGUGAAGCUUCAUUUAGAAACGAACACCGCUCAUUCCCGUCAAUUUACCCAGAGAUGUCCUGGUUGCACGAAUGAGUCUUGCCAAAAGAGAAUUGAAUUCUUCCAGAGGUUUUAAAGCUUUUUUUAAUCUUUCCCUUGACUAAUUUUUGGUUUAUUAUUUAUUUUUUAUGUAGUGUUUUCCUCUGCUGUGGAUCUUUUUUAAACCUUUUUACUAGACUAUGGCCUUCGUUUUAGUUUCCCUUUAAUUGAAGCUUUCUUAUUCAUGCUAGAAAUAGUAUUUACCAUGGUACAUUAAGUCUGCUGGUUGCUACUCAUUACUUACAGGAUAGUAGAUGCCUUUUGUGAUUCUUUAUGUUUUUACCUCUCACUUCAGGCGACUUACGAUCGACAAAGAAGAACAGAAACGAAAAGUUUGAAGAAUACUAGAACCAAAUAAACAUAUAGAACGACUUCAUUGCAAUUCUUCUUCCCAUUUGUGUAGCCAAAUAUCGUUGAUCAUCUCUGAAAGAAAAAACAUGGUUUCUACGCACUUUAAGCUUACAUUACGCG